Xyrauchen texanus (razorback sucker) is the source of this 3442-nucleotide messenger RNA. RefSeq names its product regulator of G-protein signaling 14-like. Bases 82 to 1635 code for a protein of 517 amino acids. Gene Ontology annotation, biological process: signal transduction. The record is from RefSeq and is a predicted model, not a curated record. Gene Ontology annotation, molecular function: GTPase activator activity. The transcript has 14 exons. NCBI's taxonomy places the organism in Eukaryota, Metazoa, Chordata, Actinopteri, Cypriniformes, Catostomidae.
ACAGGCAGUGUAGCUGUUGAGGGAAGAAGGUUUUUGAGAAGUUCUUGGCGUGUGCACGGUCAGCCCAACACCAAUGUUGCCAUGUCCAAGAAAAUGAAAGCUCUGGCAGUGCCAGCGGGUCAUAUGACCCAAGCGGUCUCUGAAGGGGAACUUAACUUGAAGUUGUCCAGCAGUGUAAGCAGCUCCAGUCUGUCGGAGAGCCAGUCGGGUGGAUCUCAGAGUCCCGACGGUCCUGCCAGCAGGGUGGUCAGCUGGGCGGUGUAUUUUGAACACCUGCUAGAAGACCACGUUGGUGUGCGCUACUUUACCGAGUUUCUUAAAUCAGAGGUGAGCGCUGAGAAUAUCCUUUUCUACGAAGCCUGUGAAAAAUUCAAGAAAAUCCCACCAACUAAACAGGAUGAGCUCAAAAAAGAGGCCCGCUCCAUCUACGACACUUUUCUGUCUGAAAGCUCUCUGCAUGCGGUUAAUAUCGACGAUACAGCCCAGAUGGAAGAGAGCGCCCUGGAUACGCCCACACCUGACAUGUUCAAUAAAGCGCAGCAACAGAUCUUCAAGCUAAUGAAAAUGGACAGCUACACGAGGUUCGUCCGCUCUCAGCUGUACCAGAACUGCAUGCUGGCAUGUGUGGAGGGCCGUCCUCUACCAAACAUCGGAUCCCCGCAACCCAAGAGUAAAGGCUCCAAAAAGAGCGCAACGCCACCUAGUAACAGGAAGAGUGUUGAGUUGAAAGUACCAUCAUCAGACGGUAAGAGCAACAGGAAGAAGAGGUUAGAGAAGAGAGGAUCAUGGGGAGCUGACGUGUCGUACCAGCGUGCGACAGUGUCUCGUAAAGAGUCCCAGAUCUCCGUGAAGUCUAACAGCAGUCUGGAGUUCGUUUCUGGUUUCGGUCGAACCGAGAAUGGCCGCUGCAGUGUUGCCGUCUCUGAUCCUGAGGUUUUGAGUUCCGGUUCCCCUACAGCAGAUAGAUACUGCUGCGUUUAUCUGCCGGACGGUACCGCCAGUCUGGCCCCAGCCAAACCUGGUCUGACCCUAAGAGACAUGCUCAGCAGCCUGUGUGAGAAGAGAGGGUUCCCUCUGAAAGACGUCGUUAUCUACCUUAAUGGGAAAGACAAGCCUCUUUCUCUGGAUCAAGACUGUUCUGUGUUUGGAGAUCAGCAGCUCACUUUGGAACUCAGAAUUAUGUUUGCGUUGGAGAUUGUGUUUUCAGGACGGACGAUAGGAAUCGUCGCGAAGUCGAGUAAGAAUCUGGGCGAUGUGAUUUCUGCCGUCCUACAGAAACAUCAACUGCGGCCGCAGGAUGUGCUGGUUACUCAUAGUGGCUCAAACGAACCCAUAAAAUUGAGCACAAAUGUGUUCUGUCUGGCCGGCAAAACAGUGUGCUUGGAUCGAGUUAAAGUUGCUUUGGAGACUCAAGACGCUUCACCAGCAUCCAGAGCUAGUCCCAGACCCAGAAAACACCAAGAGAUGGACGGUCUUGUAGAUAUGCUGAAUCGUGCCCAGUGCAGUCGAGCCGAUGACCAGCGUGGGUUACUCACCAAAGAGCAGCUCGCACUGCCCAAGUUCCUGCAGAUGCCAGCCAGUAACGGAGAGCAGACGUCCUGUGAUCCCUCACAGGAAGAACUUUGUGCCCUUUGACUCCUGAGACCCUGUUCACUAAAAACUCGUAUAACAGAUGUCAAGCUAGAGGUGUGAAACUCUGAUUAGACUCUGUAUGUGUUUGUGUGCGUGAUGAGAUGAUGCUCUUAAUCUGUGGUUAUAGGGACAUCUGUGUACAUUUUGUAUAUUACAACAUACACAGACACUCUAAAUGCUGGUUCUCAGAAUAAGUCAUUGUCCAAAUAUUCUAAACUAAAGAUAAUAAUAAUAAUAAUAAAAAAAGAAAAGUCGAAACAUUACCUGCAAAAAAAAUGUGUUGUAUAUAUUUAUUGCAAUGUCAAAUGUGCUCUUCAACAUAUUUGGUAUGGGAACACUUUUUGACUUUAAUUAAAAAAGGAGUUGUCGUUGGGAAUCGCACAGUGUGGUGCAUGAAACUCUCUUGCACUUUGUGUGGUUAAACAUUCUGAUAUGAAAUGAAUCAGCAAGAUCAUGUUUAGUUAUUAAAAGAAGUACUAGUUCACUCAAAAAUGAAAAGUGUCAUCAUCAUUUACUCACCCUCAUGUUGUUUCAAACCCAAAUAGCUUGCUUGCUUCUAUGAAACACGAUGGAACAUGGUUUUUUUUUGGGGUUCUUUUUGAAGGGACUGCCAAGCUCCAAAAGGGAUAACAAAAAAAGGCUCUUAAAAAUGUAAGUUGUUAUUCACUGAAAAUUCCUGCCCUCCGCCAUAGCUCUGAAAUGUCAUUGGUGCAUUCGUGUAUUUCAAAUUGACACGUCACAUUCAGGGCUGGACAGGUAAUCUGGCAUACCGGGCAUUUUCCCGGUGGGCCGAUGCACUUUUGUGCCAAUCAGGGGCGCACUGGCCAUCGGGAGAACCAAGUGGGCCGGUGGUUCGGCCGCGAAACGUGCCGAAUGGGCCACGAUAAGCAACAAUGAGCCGCCGCGUUAUGCAGAACGGACCACAAAAUGGUGCCGCGAUAUGCAGAAAAGUACAGCGAACACCAUCCAACCCCCCCAUUAACAUCAAACCUGAUGCAGCAUGUCAUGGCACACCAUAUUUGAACAUGCACAAAUGAGAUUUGAGAAUUACAGUGUUGGGACUUUCAGCAAAUAAUUACUUACAUUUUGGUCUAUUCCUGACACAAACUUCAUCAUAUAGCUACAGGAGCAUUAGUACAUCAGUCAUAUGGGACUACCUUUAUAGUACUUUUUGUCAUUUUUGAAGUUUGACACCUCCUUGUCACUGUAUGCUUUCAUUGCAUGGAAAAGAGCAGCAUGAACAGUUUGACGAUGGAAGUCAAACAGGUUUGGAACAGACGGGUGAGUAAAAGAUGGAGGGGCAAAUUACCAAAAAAACGGAGAAAUUAUUAAUUAAAUACAUAAUUACAUUUUUAAACUAUACAAUUAUGUAAUGAAUCAUUAAAUCACUAAAUAAAUCAAUAAAUGUCUCUUGUAUUUCAUUUCAGCAUUAAUUUGAAUAGUCUGUUUUCAUUUUAUCAUUUUCUUUGAGUUUAGUUUUUGACCCCCUGUGCCCCUACAGGCUGGUAGUGGCAUUACCGGUGCUGUUGGGAAUGAUGGGAGGCAGGGACAUAGCUAGUGGGGUGAAAGGUGGGAAUGAUUCUAGGGGCCCAAAAGUCCAGGGGGCCCCAGAACAAUAUACAGUGAGACCAUGCUACGGCCCUAAUAGGAGGGGUAUAGAAUUGCCUUACUGCCUACACUUCUAAAGGUGUGAGCAUAAAAAGAGGUGAUUUUCCCCCUCUCGCUCUCUAACUCUCUUUCCGUGCAUUUUUCAAUCAGGCAUAAUCAUACACAUGCACACCCAUAUGGAGCUCCACACUCACAUCUUAAU